AUGGCGGAAGGUCCGUACACCCGGCUGCGAUCGUUGCUACCGUUCAUCAAGCGCGAACACAGCCCGUCCAGCGAUGAAGCGAUCAAUCCCAAGCGACAGCGAGCCUCUGUCGACAUGAGCCAGACCCAUCCCCAAGACUCUCUAGCAGGUCAACGCACAGGAUCUGUAUCUCGCAUGGUACCUCCUGUUGCUGCCACAUUGGCCCAAGCAACGACACUAUCCGCAGUCCUUCAACCGUGCAGCUCAGGCGAGACACAAAGUAGCUCGUCCGAGACCGAGGCCGUCACGCAGAAGAUUGGACCAACAGCAAGCUUCAAAGUCAUCUGGUUCACCUUCAGCCCAUCUUGCGGUCGGAAGGGCUGCAAGUGCAGUCCGCUGCCCGUCUCCAAAGGGCGCUUGAUGUUCCUCUCGCCAUGGGCCAGGAGGGAGAUACAUAAGACGAACGACACCGCAUCCUUCGAGAUCCAACUGCCGGGAUCACAACGUAACUCUGUUGUGAUGUUCCUUUCCUGGAUGGACAUUCAUAAGCUCAGCAGCGUGGAGGAGAAAUUCCCUGACGUGGUCAACCCGACAAGCCUUAUCGACGUGCUACACUUGGCGUCCAGAUGGGAGAAUCCUCGCUACGAGAACGAGGUGCGCAGAGGCAUCAUCCGCUGGGUGGAUACGAGCAAGAUGACGCUGCAGAUCCCGAACAGCCGUGGGCAAGUCGCAGAGUUCGUGCGGAAAAUCAUGGUGCUCAAACACCUUACACUGAUCAAGUUGAACGCACUCCCUCAACUCGACAAAGUCUUCAACACCGACAGAGAGACAGCUCUGGCUUCCAUGAAGGUCCUCCAGGACGAGUACAAGAAGCUGCCCCGUCGGAUGAGAGAUGGCAAGGUCCGCUCGUGCGUGAUGGACUGGAAAGAUGAGCUGUUGCUGCCAGAGGAGUGA
Messenger RNA from Fulvia fulva, 933 nucleotides. RefSeq lists its product as uncharacterized. Bases 1 to 933 code for a protein of 310 amino acids. The transcript is spliced from 2 exons. The record is from RefSeq and is a predicted model, not a curated record. NCBI's taxonomy places the organism in Eukaryota, Fungi, Ascomycota, Dothideomycetes, Mycosphaerellales, Mycosphaerellaceae.